Messenger RNA from Porites lobata, 4615 nucleotides. Lineage: Eukaryota; Metazoa; Cnidaria; Anthozoa; Scleractinia; Poritidae. The record is from the annotation of a GenBank genome assembly.
UUCUAUUCGUAGUUCAAACACUUUUACUUUUCAGUACCAAGCUAAGAGAACGAUAUUUCUUCAAAAUAAAUAUGGCUGAAUCUGACUGGGACUCGGUCACAUAUCUUCGCAAGAAAACACCAAGGGCAGCUGAACUCCGAUCAAAACAGGUAUAAUAAAUAGAUGAGGUAACUGUGAUGAUGUACAAAGCUUUAAUACAAUAAUGUAGAGUUGUGUUCAUUUGCACGGAGCAUUAUUUCGUUAUUUUCUCUUGCAAUUAUUGUUUUUCUUUUUAAAAACUUGUCUUCUGAGUGUCUUGAGGGUUUUGAACAUAGUUUACUGGGACAAGACCUGACUAAUCAUAAAACUAAUCAUAAAUAUAACAACUAAUUUGAUUGGCUAUCAGCAGCCAGCAAGAUCCUCCCUGUCAAUUCUGGAAUUCAUGAUCAUAUCUGGAAAUGUCAUUUCUCUUGAAUGAACAGAGUAAAAUAUUUUCCAUAGAAGAAGGGUCAGGUUUGGGGGUGUUAUCAAGGCUAAAAAUUGAUAAAUUUACACUUUAUUUAUGCGACUUUAGAUUUAGAUGUAAAGGCUGGCAUUACUUAUUGGGCUUGAAUAACAACACCAUUGCUCUACAUGUUUGAGGCAAAUUUAUAUCAAAAAAGCUCCACGUAGAUUCCCUGUUUACUUAAGAGAACGUGAAGUGGUGAAGGCACCAAACAGAGAAGGUUUGAACACUGGAAGUGACAUUGGGUUGAGUUUGUUUUUGGUUCUUGUCAGGCCUUUCUUUAAGAUUUUUUUAAUCUGUUAAUAAUCAGUUUAAUAAUUUUCCCCUGUCUUCAAAAUUGAAUGUUUCUAAUUCCAGUUAAAUCAGGAGUGGUAAACAAAGAACCGCUUAGCACUACCUCUAAAUUGUUAUUUGAUUUAUUUCUUAUUUUUAAAGGCAGUUGCACAAGCACAAAGACAUGGCGGUGCUGUAGAAACAACACAAAAGUGUAAGUUUAUGCCCCCUGGUAGUUUGUAUGGUUGUAAUGGUAGUGACACUACGUAAUGAAAAUAAAGAAUAUGAUCUCAUCAUUGUCCUGUUUUGCAAGUGAAUUCUCCAUACUGUACACUAGCAGGGUAUACAGAAGGAAGGAGGAAAGAAAAUGUAAUGUGUAAUAACAAUUUUGUUUUACUUUUAGAUGGUGCUGGUGCAAACAAGCAGCACUCUUCCAGCAAGGAUACUGCUAAACUUGAUCGGGAGACAGAAGAGUUACAUCGUAAGUACAUUUAUCAUGAUGUCUGUUUGCACAGAAAACUAUUCCUGAUAAGAAUCAGUGAAGCUAAGCACAUUCAAGUUGUUUAAGUCAUCACACUCCAAAUUAAGUUUUAAGUGAUUGUUCAGUCAUGACAAAUGUUAUAACCUGUAAGCCAAAAUCAGAUGCUAGUGAACUAUUAAGAACACAGCAUUUUAAUUUAUUCAUAGAAUUCCUUGCAAUAAGUAAAAUCUGUAAAUAAUAGCCUUAUUGGUACUUAAUUUCGUGGGUCUUUAAUAACACAUUUUUCUGUGGGUUUUCGUGUGUGGCAUAUGUUUCAAUAUUAUUUUAUUAAAAGUUGUAAAACUGAACAAGAUUUUGAGGGAUAGUCUCUUGAUUUGUCUAGAACAAAAAAAAGUGGUCUCCUGACCUAAGGUGAAGCAAGUCCAUAUCUGAUAAAUUGUUUUGAAGCAAGUCUGAAGACCUCCAGUGAGGGUAGAGCUUAGCACUUUAUUUCUACGACAUUUCUUGUUCUUCUUGGUGGUUGAACUGUCUUGGUUAUUAUUAUAGUCCGCCAUGUUUGCAGUUUUACACAUGCAAGAUGUGGACUGUGAUUAACCUACAGUGAGAUGUUUGCUGAGAAAUUUCACAUUUUCCAUCAUGAUGAUGGUAAAAUUCUAAUUUUCUGUAAUAGUAGAAUCCUAUUCACUAAGUCCUGUGAAAUCAUUCACAAGGUUCGCUUUAGGCGGGCUACAGUUUUGUAAAGUUACCGGACGAAAGUCAGUUUGAGCUAUUAAAAUUUUUAUCAGAUGAAAAAGUUUCUCUUGAUGUUGGAAAGCUCAUUCAGCAGAUGAGAAUGGAGAAGAAAUUAACACAGAAGGACUUAGCAACGGUAAGAUGACCAUUCAGCUACAGUGUUGUAGACAUGACAUCUUCUUAGCACCAACUAUAUAAAUACCAGGGGCCGGUUGCUCGAAGCCUGGUUAGCGCUAACCGUUGGUUAAGAGGUAUCAAAAUGUAUAGGUUUCCAUGGUAUUUAACGCUGGUUAGCACUAACCAUGCUUCAAGCAACCCGGGCCAGAAUGGUAAGUGUAGGAAGGGGCAAAAAUGGCAUAGAGUGCUGCAAAGUCAGCUAAGUGUCAGGUUUUUUAUUUAUUGCCACCUUAAUCCUUUCUGGCUUUAGCAGUGCAACCCAAAGGUGCAGUUUUAGGGUGAUAUUCAGACCACGGCAUACUAGACCUGUCUGGUCCGAAUAUGGACAUCAACUUUAUUUGAACCUCUCAAAGUCAGUUUGGCCAUGUAAUGUUAGAUCUUUUUUGUUCAGUUUUCUUUGAAUGUUACAUUUCACAUGCUAUUUUCAGUCUUUUCAGGGCUAAAAAUUGCACCUGUAUCAGGCUCAUUAGCGAAUAAAGAUUUCGAUUUGCGACUAAAAUUUCUCCAUUGGUAGCAAUUUUGUGACCGUUUUAUAGCCUAGCUUAUAAAUAAAUUAUAUUUAACAGCCUUGUGUCUUACUUGUUACUGGUUGCUGUAGUUUUGUCUGAAAAAUCCUGUGAAAAAAUUAAGGAAUUACUCGCAAAUUGCGAUGGAGAAUUUUUUUUAAUUUUGAGCCCUGCUUUUUUAAACCACUGAAGAAGAAGGAUCGCCCUUGAAACAUCUUGUUUUCCUCCUUUUUCAGAGCAUAUUUUUACAAACUUUGACAUUUGUACAAUAUUAACUGCAUUACACAGAUUUUUAUAAUUGUUUCAAAAUUUAUAAACCUGUCUUUGCGAAGAUUUUUCAGACCCAUAUAAAACAGUUUACUGGUAGAUAUUGUUAGCUAAAGCAUAUCCUUGGAGUUUUGAGCUUACAGGUGUUUCAUCGUGUCUUCUAGCUAUCACAAUUCUGUCUUUAUUUCUCAGAAAAUCAAUGAAAAGCCUCAGGUGAUAAUGGAUUACGAGUCUGGAAAAGCGAUUCCAAACAAUCAAGUGAUGAGUAAGAUUGAGCGUGCACUUGGUGAGUGUAAGGAACAAUACAUCACCAUUAUGUCUCUGUUUUGUUAAUGGUAAAUUGACCCCAAUUUCGGCAUAGGCUUGGCACCCAUGUUAGCCAUGCGUACCAAGCAUUCAUGGUAUUCUGAAUUAGUAUUUAACUAAAAGAGGUGGUGUUCAUUGGUGAUUUUUUCCUUUUUUAAAUGUUGCAGGUGUCAAGCUUCGUGGGAAGGACAAAGGGAAGCCGUUAGCGCCUGGUGGCAAGGGGAAGAAGUGACACUUCGCAAAGCUUGUGUUCAAUAUCAUUUCACUCCUUGCCAGAGAAUGAAGAUCAGGAUGUCUGUUCUCCUAAAGCAGCAUAAUUUUAUUAUAUUUACAAUAAACUGCAUUUUGAGCUCUGAAAAUUUGUUUGUCAAAGCAAUAAUCACCGGUAUCUACCACAUUUUGUUAGCAUGAUCCCAUCUGUCACAUGCCUUGUUCACUUUCAUUGGGUGCAGGCAUGAGUGGACGUUCGAUUAAAUUAAAAGUUUUCAAUCUGCGGGCAUGAGGGCUGGCAGCUAGAUAGCCUGCAUGACAGGUGCUUUAUGAGCCAAGCGAGGCGAACGUGAUAUUUCGCGCGGAGCGCGACACGAGCGCGAAGCGCGAGACGAGGGAAAGAGAAAAAUAAAGCUUUAUUUCUCUCUUUCCCUCGUCUCACGUUUCGUGCUCGUGUCGCGCUCCACGCGAAAUAUCGCGUUCGCCCCGCUUGGCUCAUAAAGCGCCUGUCAUGCAGGCUAGCAGCUAGAUUGCAAUGCAUCUCAUCAGGCCCCAGUUGUUCAAAAGCUGGAUGGUGCUAUCCAUCAGAUAAAUCUCUAUCUAGCAGAUUGAUAUUAGGGAAACCAAUGUUAUUGCACUAUCCAGUGGAUAGAGAUUUUCGCCAUCCACCUUUUCAACAACUGGGCCCAGGUCUUUGAAGAGGCUUAGGCUGAUGGAAUCUGAUGCUUAGAGCCUUGAUUCUUCAGAUCAAUUUAGGUUUUUUGGAAACUUCCUACUUACCCCUCCCCUAAGCCAUCAUUUUGCCCUAAGUGAGAAGUAAGUGUUAAUGUUAGCUUAGGGAAGGGGUAGGUGGGCAAACAAAAUUGUUCCAAUUCUUCUUUUGUGUUGAAAGGCCAAUACUUCUAUAGAACACGAAAUAAACAGAAUGGCUCAGUAUUGUGAACAAUAUUUAAUAAUAUUUAUCAUUUAAUUGCAAUAUCAAGUUUUUAACCCUUGGCUAUGAGUAAAUAAGCAGCCUGUGAGGAAGGAUCUCAUCCCUUUCUCGCUUGGUAAGCAAGCUUAGAGGGAAGGAUACAUUUGUAGGCUAUAGAGAAGUGACCAAAACUUGUGGGUCAGUAAUGUUUAGCUUGUGCGCAAAGUUCAGAAAAAACUCCAUAUUGGUCUCCUGAUGAGCUGUCU